This is a messenger RNA of Dreissena polymorpha, 3013 nucleotides long. Its product is annotated as geranylgeranyl transferase type-1 subunit beta-like. Gene Ontology annotation, cellular component: CAAX-protein geranylgeranyltransferase complex. The coding region runs from base 4 to 1077 and encodes 357 amino acids. Gene Ontology annotation, biological process: protein geranylgeranylation. The transcript has 9 exons. NCBI's taxonomy places the organism in Eukaryota, Metazoa, Mollusca, Bivalvia, Myida, Dreissenidae. The record is from RefSeq and is a predicted model, not a curated record. Gene Ontology annotation, molecular function: CAAX-protein geranylgeranyltransferase activity.
AAAAUGGCCGCACCCAUCGACAAUAUAUUUCUACGGGAUAAACAUGUCAAGUUUUUCCUACGUUGCCUACAGGUUUUACCUGGGAGGUAUUCUUCGUUAGAUACAAGCAGAAUGACCAUAGCAUUUUUUGCACUUUCUGGACUUGAUAUGUUGAAUGCGCUGGAUGUGAUUGAAAAAGAUAGACAAAGCAUCAUAGAUUGGAUUUACUCUCUUCAGGUUCUCCCAGAUAAAGAAGGCAAUGGCCUUUGUGGCUUUAGAGGUUCGUCCACUUUGGGACAUGCAUUUGAUGUACAAAAGGCGAGUGAGAAGUGUAUACCAUACGAUGGCAGCCAUAUAGCAAUGACAUAUACUGCACUUGCAUCUCUGCUGAUCCUGGGGGACGACCUUGGUCGGGUGGACAGGACUGCUGUGCUAUCUUCUCUGCGGACACUGCAGCUGAAAGAUGGCAGCUACCGGCCUGUGAGUGAGCCCUCAGAGAACGACAUGAGGUUUGUGUACUGUGCAGCGUGCAUCUGCUACAUGCUGGAUGACUGGCAAGGGAUGGACGUGGCCAAGGCUGCCCACUAUAUCAUCAACAGUAUUUCCUACGAGGGAGGUAUAGGACAGGGACCAGACCUGGAGGCUCAUGGUGGCUCAACAUUCUGUGCAGUUGCCUCCCUUCAGCUUAUGGAUCGAUUGCAUGGUGGUCUCUCUGCAAAACAAUCCAAGAAACUCCAAACCUGGUGCUUAAUGCGACAGCAGUCUGGUUUCCAAGGGCGACCAAACAAGCCUGUCGACACAUGUUACUCUUUUUGGGUGGGAGCUACAUUACAGCUACUAGGGGCGUAUCAUUUUGUCGACCGGCCGAGUAACCGGGCAUACCUCAUGGAAACUCAACAGCCUCUUACUGGAGGGUUUUCAAAAUGGCCGAGCCACAGUCCAGAUGCAUUGCACGCCUAUUUUGGUGUUUGCGGCCUCUCAUUGAUGCAGGAACCAGAGGUACUUGCCAUGCAUCCAGCACUCAAUAUCAGCCAGCGCACCGCAGAUCGUCUUGUAGCUAUCCAUAGGAAGUGGAGAGACAGUUCAGUGGAGAGCUAGUCUUUAAUAAUGUCUAAUUUUUCUGUUUCUCGUAUUGUAUCGUUUGUUUUGUACGUGAACUUUGAGUAUAUACUGGUGGUAUCAUGACAAUUGCUUGUCAAUGUUCUUACAAGAUGCUACUGGAAUGUAAGUGUUGUUAACUAGUCUGCAAAUUUUCAUCAGUGCAUACAUUGAUAAGGGCUUUGCCACAAAAAGUUAUUACUCCUCCACAACUAUUUAAAUGAUUAAUGCCUAUUUAUUUCACAAUCAUUAUCAUGUAUAGUUUGUAAAAUAUAUUAAACAAGAAACCGUCGGAGACGGGUGAUGCUCCCCAAAGGUUUUUUUGUCACAAUAUUGCACUAUAUAUUCAGAUAAAAGGAAACGUCUUGAGGGCACAGUAGUUGGGGGGGGGGGCAAGAUUUUUUUAAUAAAAUUUCAAAGGGCAAUAACUCUGUGAAAAAUCAUCCGACCAGAACCUGCUGAUAAUAUGCACAUCUCCUCUUGGUAGUGAAGCUUUCGGUAAAGUUUCAUUGAAUUCCGGUCAUUAGUUACUGAGAAAUAGCCGGGACAAGAAUUGCACUAUAUGUACAGUUAAUGGAAAAUUUCAAAGGGCCAUAACUCUUGUGAAAAAUCAUACGACCAGAACCCGCUGAUUAUAUGCACAUCUCCUCUUGGUAGUGAAGCUUCCCAUAAUGUUUCAUUUAAUUCCGGUCAUUAGUUGCUGAGAAAUAGCCCGUACAAGAAUUGCAAUUUAUGUACAGUUAAUGGAAAAUUUCAAAGGGCCAUAACUCUGUGAAAAAUCAUCCGACCAGAACCUGCUGAUAAUGUGCACAUCUCCUCUUGGUAGUGAAGCUUCCAAUAAAGUUUCAUUGAAUUCCAGUCACUAGUUGCUGAGAAAUAGCCGGACAAAAAUUGUGCACAGAUGGACACACAGAUGGACGGACGAAGCGGCGACUAUAUGCUCUCCCCAAAUUUUUUUAAGGGAGCAUAAAACUGCAUUUACUCUUUUAUAUAGAAUAGUUCAACCACCAGGCCAGAUAGCUCAGUGGGUAGAGCUAUGCACUACAAAUCUGAGUAUCCAUCAUUGGCCUAGGCACUUUAUUGGUCAUAACAUCCUUUCUACAGCCAAUCUCCAUCUUCUUCUUCCUCUGAUGUACUGCAGUUGUCAGUUACUGGCAUAAGUAUGUACCCUAUACUGGUACCCAGCUAUCCCAGAAAAGUGUGCAGUUGUGAUUUACUGGCAUUACUAUGUACAAAUGUACACUUUACUGGUACCCAGCUAUCCCAGGAAAGUGUGCAGUUGUGAUUUACUGGCAUUAGUGUGUACAAAUGUACACUUUACUGGUACCCAGCUAUCCCAGGAAAGUGUGCAGUUGUGAUUUACUGGCAUUAGUAUGUACAAAUGUACACUUAACUGGUACCCAGCUAUCCCAGGAAAGUGUGCAGUUGUGAUUUACUGGCAUUAGUAUGUACACUUUACUGGUACCCAGCUAUCCCAGGAAAGUGUGCAGUUGUGAUUUACUGGCAUUAGUAUGUACAAAUGUACACUUAAUUGGUACCCAGCUAUCCCAGGAAAGUGUGCAGUUGUGAUUUACUGGCAUUAGUAUGUACACUUUACUGGUACCCAGCUAUCCCAGGAAAGUGUGCAGUUGUAAUUUACUGGCAUUAGUAUGUACACUUUACUGGUACCCAGCUAUCCCAGGAGAGUUGUUUAAACUAACCGCCAUGAUAUGACUGCAAUACUGUUGAAAAUGGCAAAAAAUCUCAGGAACACCCAUUUGCAAAACUCCCCAAUGGAACACACAACUUGACUCGCUAGCUGAUGAAUAUUGUCUUUUUAUUUUUGUUAUUAUGCUACAUUGUGAUAAAUGUGUGAAUGUGUCAUGUAAACUAAUAACACUGUAUACCUGUAUCUACAGCAUUUAUUUCUAUUUAUAUAAUAAAAUUGUACAAAAUU